AUGGAGCUUUACACCGAGACAACGGAUGGAUCAACGAUAGAAGAUAAAGAGACGGCUCUGGUUUGGAGCUAUGAGGAUGCUGAUCCGGAUUUUGGAUCAUGUCAAGCUAAAGGGCUUCUUGAUCAUCUUGAAAGUGUUCUUGCUAAUGAACCUGUAACAGUCAAGAGAGGACAGAACUAUGUUGAGGUCAAGCCACAGGGAGUGAGCAAAGGACUUAUAGCGAGGAGGAUGCUAUCGAUGAUGCAAGAAAGAGGAACACUUCCAGAGUUUGUUCUGUGUAUUGGAGAUGAUCGGUCUGAUGAAGACAUGUUUGAAGUGAUUUGUAGUUCCACUGAAGGCCCUUGGAUUGCGCCGAGAGCUGAGGUUUUUGCUUGUACUGUCGGUCAAAAGCCGAGCAAGGCCAAGUAUUACUUGGAUGACACUGCUGAGAUUGUCAGGUUGAUGCAUGGUUUAGCUUCUGUUUCAAACCAGACCACUCCUGCUUAA
This is a messenger RNA of Microthlaspi erraticum, 486 nucleotides long. NCBI's taxonomy places the organism in Eukaryota, Viridiplantae, Streptophyta, Magnoliopsida, Brassicales, Brassicaceae. The record is from the annotation of a GenBank genome assembly.